CAGCUGUUCAAAAACAGAAACUCUUUUCGGCAGCUGUAUUUGGGUUGCUCUACUUUAUUUUGUAUAAAAAUUUGUACUAAAUUAAUAGUAUCAGUUGAGCUAAACGAAGCUAUUCGCCUGGUCAGAUAAUUGGACCGGCCAGCUUAUAUAAUUCAAAUACCGGAUGACUCUAUAUAGCAGAUCUGUGCAACGUCUGCUUGACAGUUGGCCUGGUAAGCAGCGCUUUGGCAUCUACCGCUUUCUGCCGAUAUUCUUUGUUCUGGGCGCGGCGCUGGAGUACUCCAUGAUCAACUGGACCGUGGGCGAGACGAAUUUCUAUCGCACGUUCAAGCGCAGGCAGGCGAAAAACUACGUGGAGGAUCAACUGCAACAGCAGCAGCAUCAACUGAAGGAAUCGAUUUAAUCAUGCCCGCCGGAGUCUCGUGGGGCCAAUACAUGAAGUUCUUGGGCAGCGCAAUGCUGGCCAUGAUGGCCGGCUCCCAGGCAGUGCAUAUGUACUUUAAGCCCCUGGACGAUUUGCCCGUGUACAUAGAGAAGGAGAAACAACAACUACA
Drosophila mojavensis is the source of this 554-nucleotide messenger RNA. It is a transcript of the gene sloth1, whose product is annotated as small integral membrane protein 4. The coding region runs from base 164 to 403 and encodes 79 amino acids. The record is from RefSeq and is a predicted model, not a curated record. The transcript has 3 exons. Lineage: Eukaryota; Metazoa; Arthropoda; Insecta; Diptera; Drosophilidae.